Molecule: messenger RNA, 14702 nt
Organism: Dinoponera quadriceps
Lineage: Eukaryota; Metazoa; Arthropoda; Insecta; Hymenoptera; Formicidae
Gene: Root
Product: centromere-associated protein E
Exons: 27
Coding region: 260-14053 (4597 amino acids)
Biological process (GO): microtubule-based movement; mitotic cell cycle
Cellular component (GO): microtubule
Molecular function (GO): plus-end-directed microtubule motor activity; ATP binding; microtubule binding
Source: RefSeq, a predicted model, not a curated record
UGCGGCUUCGCUUUUGUAGUCGAUAUAUCUUCCUCCACAUUUAUCGUAUACUUGUAUUCUGUAUCGAUAUGAUAUAUUUACGCAUAUCACUGUGCAUAUUUUUAAAUAAUACCGUAAUAUGAAUUGUGUAUACAUACAGGGGAUGUGUGAAAUCGUUACAUCAACAAUAUAAAACAUGACUAAUGAUUUAGAAGUGUACAAUGAAAGUAUAUGAUGAAGUAAAAAUGAUUUCUUGACAGAACGAGGCAGUGGAACCAAGAUGGAUUCUGCACGUAGUGGAGGCGUCAUAGAAGAACAAGGCAGCGAUGAAGAUCUGUCGCCAGAUGCAUUGGUCAGACAAAAUUACGAACUCCGUCAUCGGUUGGAAGAAGAGGCUGCAAGCUACAAAAGACGUUUGGACACAUAUCGGCAGGCUCAGCAACAUCAGGCAGCUCUUGUCUCACGUUUACAAGCUAAAGUUUUACAAUAUAAACAAAGAUGUUCAGAACUGGAAAAUCAAAUGGCAGAAACAAUUCCGUGUGACACUACCAGCAAACCAGCAGCUGCCGCUGUAUCCUCUACUUCAGUAUUAGAUGCUGCCCAUCAGACACUUCGGGACUUGCGUGAAGAGCAAAUUCAUGACUUGGACACUGCCUUAAAAAAGCUUGGGGAGGAGCGACGAAAAUGUGAGAAGCUUCUACAGUUGAACUCAUCGCUGAAAGACCAGCUGGAAGAAUCUCACCAAACGAACGAGACGCUGACCAAUGAUCUGCAGAAACUAAGCAACGACUGGGAUAUAUUGCGCGAGGAACUAGCGAUUAAGGAGGAUGAAUGGAAGGAGGAAGAGCAGGCGUUCAAUGAAUAUUAUACCUCCGAACACAACAGAUUACUGAAUCUUUGGCGCGAUGUUGUGUCCGUCAAACGAUUGUUCGCUGAAAUGAAAUCCGCCACUGAAAGGGAUCUGUCCAAUCUGCGGAAUAAGAUCACCUCGUCGUCCAAUGAGAUCACCUCGGCGUGCAAUAGUACAAGUUUUACCAUGAGACUGCAAGCAAGCGCGGCGCAAUCUAUGCCGUCUAAGAAAAUGCAGGAAGAAGAAGAAGGACAAACCAUGUCCGACUUGAGGACAGAAAUUGCCGCGCUUAGGCACCAACACGAUGCUGCUCAACAUGAGAUUCGUACGAAGGAAGACCGAAUAAAUCAACUCAUCCGGGAAAUUCACAAUUUGGAAGAGAGAUGCGGCGUCUCGGAAGCAGCAGUGACUCAAACCGCGCGAAUGCAGGAGGACAUCGAGGUUCUGCAAACAGCGUUAAGGGACAUAGCGCAUGCCGUGAUUCAGGACGCCGAGUCUCGAGAUAUCGACGCCAAACAGGCGCCUCCGCACAUUCAUCUAUCACCCAGCGGCCCUAUCCCGCAAAGAUCGCCGAAGAGAGGCGCGAGAAGUAACACCAUACCGGCAUUCGCUGAAAGUACCAUAAGCGCGGUACAAGCGGCUCUGCAUAAGUAUCAAUUGACUAUACACGAGUUACAGGUAAAACUACAAAUGAACAAGGAACAGCUCUUAGCAAUGCGCAAACAGUGCGAUACCGCGGAGGAGAACGCUAGAUCUCUAAAUGUAAAAGUUACAGAGUUGAUUUCUCAGUUGGACACGUGUCGUUCGCAAUGCACUCAGUUGAAUCAAGAGAAGGAAAUGCUGCAGAAGGGUCUCGACACGAUGAGAUUGGAGAAGAACGCGUUGGAUAAGAAUAGAGUGGAACUUAAUAGUAUGGUGGAAGCUCUUAAUAACGAUUAUGAUAAGCUUCAAAAGACAAACAACAAGUUACAGAAAAUGUGCGACAGUUUGGAAGAUGAAAAAUUGUAUCUGCAAAAUGAACUCAGUAGAGUAUCGAAGGACGCUGACUUGAGAGAGUUGAGUUUACGGUCAGAAGAAGAUAGAUGCAGUAAAAUGAGAGAAGAGCUGUUGACAUUGCGAGAAGAUUUAAGCAAAGCUUAUCUCGCCAAGGAUAUGUUGGAACAGCAAAAAUUGGAAACCGACGGACUAAUUUCUCAGAUAGAAAAAAACAAAGGUGAUCUUGAAUUGGAAUUGGAACGAAUAUUAUUGGAAAAGUCAGACGUGCAGGAGAUUUUGUUGAAGAUAGAAGCGAUGUGCUCUAAUCACGAGCAGGAUAAGCAGAGAUUGCAAGAGGAAUUGAAGAGGACGACGGACGAGAAAAAUAAGCUCGCGAGUCAAUGCGUCGACCAACAAGGCGAUUUAAAUUCUUUGAGGAAAGAGUUGUUACAAGCGGAGCAAACCCGACUCGAUAUAGAAUCCGAGAAAGUUACGUUGAACGAAAAGAUCAAAUUUCUCGAGAUAGAGAAGGAGAAGGUCGAGAUAGAACUGGGUCAAGUGUCUCGCGAACGCGGCGAUUUGAGCAAUCAAUUGUCUGUUUUGGCGCGAAAGAAGGAAACAUUGAACGAGGAGCUUAUGAGAAUUAGGCAAAGGCUGGAACAGUCCAACGAGAUGAAUGCGCGAAUAAAUAGGAAUUUGGAGGAUCUCGUGAAGGAUAACGAGGAGAAACAGGUGCUUCUGGAAACAAAUGAGAAGGAAUUUCAAAGACUGCAGGAGCAACUUGCGUCAAUGCGCACCGAGAAGGAAACGUUGGAAGGAGUAUUGUUCGACACGCAAACUAAUUUGGAAGCUACACACGUGAAGAAGACGCAAUUGGAGAAAGAGCAGAAAGAAUUAUUGAUAAAACAGGAAAGUUUGAAGGGGCAGAUAACGCGAGUGACGAAAGAACUGGAAAACAGCGAGAAACGCGCGCAGGAUAUCAAACAAUCGCUCACCCAACAAAGCGGCGAUCAGGUUGCGGAAUUUCAACAAAUUAUAUCCAAUAUGAAGAAGCAAUCUGAGGACAAUAUAAAGAAGGCGAAUGAUGAAAAGGAACAAGUAAGGAUGAGCUUAGAAAAACGUUUGCAACAGUCUGUGUUGCAACUCGAGGGAGAAAAGAACGACGAGAUCAAUCAACUGCAACAGCGAAUCGAGGAGUUGCAGCAGCACAUAGAGAAUUUAUGCAAGCAGCACGAGGAGGUGCUCCUUAGAGCCGAGAAUGACAAGCAACAGGCGCUCCAUAUAGCUCAUCAUGAUCAGCAGGCUUUGCUGGAGAAGCUCGAAACCAUCAUACGCGAAUUAGAGGAAGAGAAGAGUAACCUGGAUCGCGUGAAAAGGGAUGCGGCGGUGCGCGCCGAGCAAGAGCGCAACAAUACGAAUCAGCUGCGCGACGAGUUGAGCCGUCUCAGGACGAAGCUGGACGAGACGAAGUUGAGGGCCGACGAGGAGAAGAUGAAACUUGAUCUGAAGAUAGAGGAGCUUUGGAAGGAACGCGAGUCCUCGCAAAGAGAAGCCGAAGAACUGCAGGUUCAGCUGCAUAUGGCGGAGGACAAAGUAGACGGGCUGCAGAAUCAAUUGCACGACACCAUCAGGAAACUGAAGGACACCGAUAACGUUAACGAAACGCUGCGCAAGGAGCUGGUGGAUGUGAGGAGGCAAUUGGCGGACAUCACGUACGAAAAGGAGAAGUACAACAACAGUAACAAGGAGUUGCGGGAGCACGUGAAGCGGAUCGAGAGCGAGAGAAGGGAGCAGGGAAGGACGUUGGAGGAGCUGUACCAGAAGAUAUCAGGGUUGGAGGACGCAAAGACGACCAUGGACGUCGAGAGGACGCGUCUGCAGACGCAGGUGCGCGACAUGGAGCGUGACGCGCUGCAGCUGCAGCAGCAGCUCCGCUUCACGCAGGACGAGUUGCAGAAGUGUCACGAGAACAACGCACAGGCGCAGAACGAGGAGAAGGAGCUGCAGUCGAGGCUGGCCAACGAGACCGAGGAGAGGGAGCGAAUACAGCUGCAGUUGCAUCAGGUGAAGAAGCAGGUAGUCGACUUGGACAACAGUCUGGAGGUGACGCGGCAGGAGCUGGGACGACUGCGCACGCGAGCGGACGAGGAGGACGAGAGGUGGCGCGCCCGAGAGCAAGAGCUGCUGGUGCGCCUCGAGGACAGCCGUUGCCGCGAGAGGAAGCUGGAGGAUCAGAAGCACAAUCUGGAGGUCUGUCUGGCCGACGCGACCCAGCAACUACAGGAGCUGAAGGCGCGCCUCGGCGGGUCCGAGGGUAGAGUGAGAGCCCUCGACGCUCAGUUGUCGCAGUUGGAGAGCUCGAAGAAGGAGGUGGAGCAGAAGCUGAGCAGCGUGGGCUCCACGUUACGCCGCAUCGCCGGCAUCCAGCUGGACGGAAGCGUGAACAUGCCGUUCAAGUUGAUGAGCCCUUCGCGACGAUGGAGUCCGGCGCGCGCUCAAGAUCACGGCGAAGGUAGGGACGUGAUACUGGACGUCGAUCCGGAGGCCGUCAGGAAAGGCGUACGGUCGCUCAUGCAGCAAGUCGCCCAGAUCGAGCGCGAGAGGGACGACUAUAAGACGGAGCUGUGCAGCAUGAAGAAACAACUGACGGAGUCGCAGGAGAACCAAAGCGACACGGACGUCAAGGUGAACAGUCUCCUGGCUAACAUCCGGACGCUUCAGGAGGAGAAGAACUCCUUGGAGGCGAAGCUGACUCAGAAGCAAAGCGGUUAUCAAGCGCAGCACGACGCGCUCCGGCAUAAGACAGAGGAGUGUGAGCAGUUGUACGAGAAACUUACGAUUCUCGAAUUGAAGAUCAGCACGGAGGCGGAAGAGAAGUCUCAGUACGAGGACAAGCUGGAGAAGAUGAAGCAAACGUUAAGCAGAUCGGAGGCGGAGAAGCGCGCUCUCCAGGAAGAGGUCGGCCGUAGCGAGUCCCGCGCGACCAAGCUGGAGUUACAGAGAAUGUCCAUGGACGGGGAUCUCCAGAGGUUGCAGAUGAUGCUGCAGGAGAAAGACGCGCAUGUUCAGAAGUUGCAGGAUCGCACGGACGCACAGAGCCGUACUAUGGCGAGUUUGGAGGAACGCUGCGCGUCCCUCAAGUCCACCAUAGAGCAACUGAAUCUGGCGUUGGAGAAGGCGUCGGCGACGGAGAGCGAGCUCAAGGCUGAGAUGAACCUACUGCAACGUAACAUCAUGGAAAUUACCACCGCCUCGCAGAACAACAACGAGAGGCUGAAACAGCUGCAGAAACAGCUCUCGAACACGGAGAACGAUCGCAGAUUGUUGUCCGAACGUCUGGAGACCGCUCAGCAGACCCUGAGCGAUUUGAGACACGCGAACCAGUCGCUGACCGAUCAGAACGCACGGCUGCAGAACGAGUUGGCGAACAACGAGGUGCAGCGCUCGGCUUUGGAGUCGCAGCUGAGACUGUCCAGCUGGCCGCAGGAGGGCAGCGCGAGUAAGGACGAAGAGCUGCUGCGCCAAUUGCAAGCCGCUCAGAGAGAGAGAAGCGAGAUGAGAGGGAAGGUGGACGCUCUCAACGACAAGGUGAAGCUGCUGGAGGCUGACAAGCGCAACCUGGAGCGUCAGGUAGCCUCGGCCAAGACCAACGUUAUUCGUAGCAAAAGCUACGAGCGUCCCGAGAAAGCGCACGUGGAACUUCUGGGCACGAGCUACAGCCUCGACAACUUGGAACACGAGAACAGAGAGCUGAGGCUGAAGAUACGCAGACUGGAGACCCAACUGGCGGAGAAGGAGGCCGAGCUGAUACGAGUGAAGUCAACGCACGUGCACUCGCAUUCGCUUCUGGACAGUAGUCGAGACAGAAGCGGAGAGCUGGAGCGAAUCCGGGCCGCACAGCUGCAAGCGGAGAAGCUGCUGGAAGCGAGAGAGCAGAGCCACCGUCAGCAGGUGUUGCGUUUGGAGAAUCAGAUACAACUGCUACGAGAACAACUGAAUCAGGAGAUAAAGCGCAGGCAGCUGUACGUUUUGCGGAGCUCACGAGCCGGCAGAGAGAUGCAGCAGCUGCGACAGGCGUUGGGCGACUCGUUGAGGACAGUGGCGCAGGAUCCGUCGUUGGACGCGGUUCUGUUGGAGCACGAGGCGCGGAAAUUGGACUCCACCUUGACCAGCACCGCCAGCUUACCGCCGUCAUUGGCGCUACCAGCUCCACCGUCGUCUUACGACAGAGCCAGCACUCCGUCGCGGCAACAGAAAAUGAAAAAAAAUGCUAUGUUUAGUCUCGUCCCGAGACCAAAGAAAAUCAGCAAACAAGAGCAUUUAAACUGUGGAGUCACAAGGCGUUCGUUCGCAAUGUCGGACAAUAUUAAAGUGGCUAUCAAAAUCAGGCCGCUCAUCAAGCGUGAGAAGGACGAUAAUUUGCCGAUACAAUGGGUCGGUCAAGGAAACGCCAUCGUGGCCGUCGACGCGGAGAUAAAGAAGCGAGGCGAUGGAAGAUUUCAGUUCGAUCAUAUUUUCAAUAUGGACGCCAGCAACAAUGAUGUGUUCUGCAGCAUCGUGAGCCCUAUCAUUGAUGCUGCUGUAAAUGGAUUCAACGGUACAGUGUUUGCAUACGGACAGACAAGUUCUGGUAAAACAUACACUAUGAUGGGUACCAAGGAAGAGGAUGGAAUAAUACCGUUGGCUAUUAAACGAUUGUUUGAAGCUAUAGCUGAUACUCCAGGACGCGAGUUUCUAUUAAGGGUGUCUUACUUAGAAAUUUAUAAUGAAAAAGUUAAUGACCUUUUAACUAAUAACAAAGAUGAUCUAAAAAUACACGAAGGCAAUGGUCAAGUAUUGGUGGAGUGUAAGGAAGUGGUUAUAAAUAGUCCAGAGAAUAUACUUUCUUUAAUGAGUAAAGGUAACAAGAACAGAAAAAUAGGGGAAACGAAUAUGAAUGAGCGAAGUAGCAGGAGCCACACGAUAUUUAGAAUUACGAUUGAAAGUCGAGAAGCUGGUUCGGACGGUGCAAUACAAUUAUCACAACUGAACAUGGUGGAUCUCGCUGGCUCGGAGAGAGCACGGCUAACAGGUGCUACUGGGGAACGUUUUAAGGAAGGACGUCAUAUUAAUUUAUCCCUGUCCACAUUGGCACUAGUGAUUAAGCAAUUGAGCGAGUCGCAAGAAUUGCAGAAAUACAUUAAUUUCCGAGAUAGCAAAUUGACAAGGUUGCUUCAAACGUCUUUAGGCGGCAAUGCGAUGACAGCAAUAAUAUGCGCGGUGACGCCUGCCGCAAUAGAAGAGACCCAAUGCACAUUAUCGUUUGCAUCCAGAGCCAGAGAUAUAAAGAAUAAGCCUCAAUUGAACGAAGUUAUGUCCGAUAGUGUUCUCUUGAAACGUUAUGCAAAACAAAUCAAUAAAUUACAGACGGAAUUGGAGAGAGUGAAACAACAAAACUGGUGCGUUGAAGUGCAAGAAAUGGAGCACAAAAUGCAAGAGAAAGACCGGGUGAAUGAAGAACUAGAGGAGCGCAUCAGGCUAUUGCAGACACGAAUAGUCGCCGGUGAUAAUCGUAAUAACGUUCAAGAAUCGUUCAAGUCUAAAGCGUUACGAAGACGGACCUGGUGCGGCACUGGUGCUGCAUCACACAAACUGAAUACAUCUGUCUUUCAUAUGGCCGCGAACUUAUCGCCGAUCAAAGAAAUGUCACCUUUGCGUAGUAGGAAUAGCUCAUCUAAUUUGGAUACAUCAUUCCAAAUUGCUUAUACGGACUUCGAGCUGGAACUUCUGAACAACGAGGUGGAUCGUGAGGAGGAGAUGAGUGACGAUGACACGUAUAUAACAUAUCGCAAGAACACUCGUGUGAAGUUUGACGACGACCUAAUCGUGCGCAAGUUGUCCUCCAGCUGCGGCAAUUUCACCGUGAGUCCGGAGACAGCUGACGGAUGCACUCAGACUGCAUUUAACGGAUCACCCGGCACACCAAGAGAGACACUGCGGGAAAGGAUGCACAACUUGAAGAUGGAAUACUCGGAGCUGCAAGAAUUCACGACUUUGGAGAAACAGCUGUACUUCGAGGACCAUCGUGGCAAAUUAGAAGAGAAGCUCGCGAUGUUGACCACGUUGGAGAAGCGGAUAGAAAACUUAACGUCCGACCGGGAUGCUUUCGAGCAUAUAGCAUCCGACCUUCGUAAAAAGUUAACCGCAGUCGAGCUACGCUGCGCAUCCGCGGAGGAUCAAGUGUCGGCGCAAGAAACGGAGCUGCAGAGAAUACCGGAAUUGGAGAGGAAGCUCGCGCAAUUGUCCGCGCUGGAGGUGCAGGCUAAGAGCAUUCCCGAACUGCAGGAACGGAUAACGGUUCUUACGGCCGAGAAGGACGGAUACGAACACGUCGCGGCUACACUGCACAAGAAGCUCAACGAGACCGAGCAAUGCGUCGUUCUGUUGGAGGACAAAUUAACAACGCGGACCGCGGAAGAAGAGCCGCUUAUACGAUUUUCGAUUGGGGCCGAGAGUACAGAACAGGCGGGAUUCGAGACUCUCGUGUCUGAAAAAGAGGAAUUGCAACGUGAGGUGUCCGAUCUUCAAAGCAAGCUGGAGGAGGCGAACUUGUGCAACGACUCGUUGAGGGAGAAACUGAACGAGCAGCGAUUGAUGCACGAACAGUCUCUCCAGAAUCUUGUUGAGCAAACCAACGAACUUCGAUCGGAGAAGAACGAGAUUGAGAGUGUCAUGUGUGUGGAAGAUUAUUCCGAAUCGGAGAAGUGGCAAGACCAAGAGAAGCGAAUCCAGCAACUCGCAUCCGAGAAGCACGAGCUGGAGCUCAUCAUCGGUGAGCUGCAGGAGAAAUUGAUCGAGGCGGAGAUAACGACCACUUCGAUGAAAGGCGAGAUAAACGAGCACCAGCGGUGCGUGCAGAAAUUCCUGCAGAUGGAGAAACAGAUUCAGGACAUUAUAACGGAGAAAAUGGAUUACGAGCGGAUCAACGAUGAGCUGAAGAUCAAAUCGAAAGAAAUGGAACUGGCAAACGGCUCCUUGAAGGGCAAACUGAACGAACAGCAACAGAAGACCUACGUUUUGGAGAAGCAGAUCGAGGAUCUGAUGGCCGAGAAAAAAGAAUUCGACGCGUUCGUCGAGUUGCAGAAAAGGAUGACAGAGAUGGAGCAAGCGUAUAGCCUGUUGCAACGCAAGCUGAACGAAGGUGAGCCGAACAUCCUUAAAUUCGACGAUCCGCCGGACACGUCUUCAACUGAGACUAUCACGUUCGAUAACAGCAAAUUUGAGCACGCUGUUCCGAAGUCGCUGGAGCAAUUGAAGGAAAAGGAGGAGCCUUACGACAGUUUAAUCGAAGAGAAGCAGGAUGCGGAAGCGCCGAUCAGUAUCGACAGUAUCGAGGAACCGAAGGAAGCCGAAUCGUGCAAUAACUCGACGGAAGACAAUGCGGAUAACGUGCUGGAAUCCACGGUACACGAGUCACGAGUCGAAACCGAACACCACAGUUCCGCUCAGGACGAGUUGAACGGGGAACAGUUGCAUUUACAAAGAAUUCGAGAACUAGAGGCGCAAGUCGCGAGACUGACCGCCGAGAGAGGCGAGCACGAGCGGAUCUCCGCGGAGCUGCGUGAACAAUCGACGAAGAACUCAUCGGGGGAGGAAACGACGGGUGAUCACGACGACGAGGUUGUUCGUCUGAAGAGUCACGUGAACGAUCUGCAAAAUAUCAUCCAGGAUAUUCAGAGCGAGAACGCGCGUCUGAAGGAGCUCGCGCCGACGAGGUCGGCGAUGUUAGAACACGAAAGCGACUUGUACAACAGCGACUUCUUGUGCAGCUCAUCGAAAAUCGACUUGUCGAGCACGAGGAUGUCUCUGGACGAGGACAGCGCCAAAUUGUCCGCGGAUCUUGUCACGAAGACGCAGGAAUUGGACGAGAUCAAGCACGACGUGCAAAGCUUGAAGGAGGACAUCGAGAAGCUGCAGAAAACCAUAUUGCUGUUGACAACCGAGAACACCGAGUUGGCGAGCAAACUGUCAGCGGAGAAGGCCUGCGCCGACCAGUCCGCCGCGCAUCUUCAGAAAACGAUCGACGAGCUGUACGCGCGCAACUCGAGUGUCACGAACGAGAAGAUCGAGCUGGAGAAUAACAUGGCGAUGCUGAACGAGCAGUUGGAGGCGCUCCGCUCGAAGAUACCGGAGGUCAAUUUGAACGAAGAGCAGAUGAUGCUCAAGUACGAAGAGCGGAUCAACGGAUUGACCACUAAGAACGCAGAAUUGCUCAGCACGAUCGCGGACAACAUGAGAGAACUCGAGAUGUUGAAGGAGAGUAAGUCUCUUCUGUACGAACACGAUUGCAAGUACAAGGACAAGUGGAUGGAUCUCGUGCAGCAACACGAAUACCAGACGAGCGAGAACAACGAGCUCUCCACUGAUCUGAUGGACAAAAUCGAGGAGAACGACAGUCUCAGGCAGGAAUGCGAGAUCUUGAAGAGCAAGCUGGAACUGUCUCUGAAGAAUAAGGAGGACGUGGGCAACAACGACACGGAGCAAUUGAGAACGGAGAAUACAUUGCUGAAGACCGAGCUGAUGGAGCUGAAGGCCAACGUGAGAACUUUGACGGAGGUGAAUACGAAGAUGUCGAAUCAGCUGGAGGAGACCAUGGAAGACCUGGAUAACGCGCGGAAGAUGAAUUCGUGCAACAACACUCUGCAUCUGUCGACGAUACUCAACAGCAGUUCAACGGCGAACGACACGAUGAACAAGACUCUGGGGGUCGGUGAAGAUCCCGAGGUGAGGAUCUUGAAUCUGCGAGAAGAAGUCAACCAACUCACGCAUCUCAACAGGAAACUCAGUGACCUCAAGUUAAGCACGUGUACUCAGUGCUCUCACUUGAAGGAGCUGAUCGAUAAUCGAAGGAUGCUGAAGCUCGAAGUUAAGUCUCUCAAUCACAGAUUGGCGGACUUGCAGAAGAAGUUCGAUCGCAAAUCUGCGAGGUCCGACGCGCUCAUCAUGAGGGCGCAGGAGAACAUCAAUAGCAGCCUGUGCAAUUCGUCCAUCAACACCAGUUUCUCGGAGAACAUAAACGUCACCUACUUCGAGGAGCAACUCGAGUGCAUAAGCAACGACAUACAAUCUCUGAAGGAGGACGACAAUAAAUUGUCGGAUCUCUGUAAGGAGAAGUGUGACGAGGUCGAGGAGUUUCAGAUCAACAGCGUCUCGGACUGUGCUUUCGCCGACGACGAGAGUUUCAGCGUCAAGAAGCCACCGAGCAAAACUUCCUCGAGAAUUAACAAUAUCGAGAAAGUUAUGGGCAGUUUGCAGGACGAGCUGCAGGACUUGAAGAGGAACCACCUGAGCGUAAAGACGGAUCUCGACAAAUUCACCGGCGAGAAGGAAUCCCUGCUGGAAGAGAUCAAUUCACUGAGGACUGUCAACGAAGGUCUGCUGCGGAAGCUAUCGGAGAACGAACUCUCGCUCACCACCGCGUCGGAGAAGGUGGACAUCCUUGAGAACGAGGUGACUGACAUGACCAAUCGACUGCAGGAGCUUACUGCGAAGUGCAUCGAAAUCGAGAAUGCGAAGUUGGUUCUCGAAGUUGAAGCGGAAAUGCUGCGAGAAGACAAAACGAUGAAAGAGGGGACGAUUGACGGGUUACGCCAGAGUCUUACCUGCCUGCAACACGAACUGGAUUUGAUAAAGAAACAGAAAGAGGAGAUGGCCAGUAGCAGCAACUCCUUGGAGCAAGAGUACGAGAAGAAGCUGACAUCACUGAUGGCGAUGAACGAGGAGCUGACUAAUUCCAAGGCGACUGUCUCGCGGGAAUACGACAAUUAUUCCAAAGAAUCGGAAAACAGACACUUGGAAUUGAUGGAGAAGAUGAGCAAAUGCACUUCCGAGAACGAAUAUCUGAAGCAGGAAUUGAUCAGGCUGCGUGACGUCGAAGAGAAACUCGAAAAGAUGAAGAACGAGUACGAAUUUAAGACUCAACAAGAUAACACACUGGCCGAGGACAACAAGAAGCUCAAAGAUGUGCUGAACACCACCUCCGUGAAUAUCAUCAAAGAGAUUCAGUCGCUGAAACCAAAGGUCGACACGUACGAGUUCGUGGAUAAGUCGGUGGACGAGCUGUUCCGGGUGUUCCUGCAGACGAUCCUGGCGAAGGAGAAAGAAAUCGCGAAGACCAUGCAGCGGCACUUUGAGAAGGAGAGGCAGAAGCUCGAGGACGAGAAACGGCAGCACGUGGACGCGGAGAAGCGCGCUAUGUUGUGGGCGAAGGAACUAGAGGGCGAGAUAGAGAAGCUCCAGGGCGAUCUGUCCAAGCGGGAGACCAUAUCCGACGAGUUGCAGAAGGAGGUUGCGCGAUUGCAACAUGUGCUGGAGGAGAACAAUCAGGAGAAGGACGCGUUGAGGGAGAGGAACGACCUGCUUGAGACGGAUCUCAGUAAUCUGCAGGUAGAGUUCGACAGGUACUCGAAGAACGGCACCGUAAACGAGGAGGCCAUCAUUAUCGCGCAGAAGCGGGAGAAACAGGCGCAGGAGACGAUCAAGAACAAGGAAGCCGAGUUCCAGAUGAAGCUGAAGUCGGAGAAGGAGGCGCACAACAGACGCUUGGAAGACCUCGCCUGCACGAUCGAAUCGUUCAAGACGAAGAACAUGGAGCUGACGAACAACAUCGAGGGUCUCACAGCCAACCAGAAGCAACUGACGAACAUCAUCGACCUGAAAAGCAACGAGCUGAUGAAGUGCAAUCAGAUCAUCCAGAAAAUGCAGUCCGAGUCGGAACAGCUGACGGACGCCUACAACGAGCUGAACCAGGAGCUGGAGGCGAAGAAGUCGCGUGUCGCGGAGAUCACGGAACUCCUGAAGGCCAAGUGCGACGAACUGACGGAGUACAAGACCAAACUCGAGACACUCAUGCACGAGAACAAUUUCCUCAAGCAGCAGAUCAGCGAACGGAAAGCCAAUGUGGAUCAAUACAAGAUGGAGAUGGAAGCUCUGAAGAUGACGAACGAAAAGGCCAUAGAUGCGAUCAAAGACAAAUUGAACUUGACGGAGCUGAAGAGUGCCGAGUUGAACAAACAGAUAACCGAAUUGAACAACAAGAACAUCUCCUUGACGGAGGAGUCGAAGAAAUUGAGCAGCGAUAACGAGACCCUGCGGUCCAAGUGCAUCAUGUUGGAGAAGAGGGUCCGUAACAGCACGAGCAAGAUCCAAGCGGAAGAGCAGAUGGAGGAGUUGAAGGACUUGAACAGAUCGCUGCGAAACAACCUGGACGGCGCCAGCAAUCGGAUAACGGAGCUGCAGGCGGCCAAGGCCGACUUGAUGAAGCAACUGGUCACUUUGAACAGCCAAUACGAGUCCACGUGUAGAGAGAACGGGGAGUUGAAGGAAACGUUGUCGUCGUACAAGUCCAAGUACAACGACGCGUACGCGAACGCAUCCAGUGAGAAGUACGACGCUCUGUUGCGGGAGAAGAACCAGAUCGCUUUGGAACUGGAGGCGGUGAAGGUGCAGUUGAACCAACAGAGCCGAGACCUCGAGAAUCACGCGAGCAAGGUGAAGGAGCUGACGGAGAAGAACGUGGAGCUCGACCAGGAGUCGGAGGAACUGGCGGAGGUGAUACGGCAGAACAACGAGGAGAACGCCAGGCUGCAGGAUCGAUACUACUCGUGUUGUGUCGAGACCGACGCGCUCAAGGAGAAGGUCGAGGCGCUCGAGAAGAGGAACCAGAGCCUUCUGUUGCAAGCCGCGCAGAGGAUCAACUCCACGUCGGCCGAAAAAACCGAGAAGCCGACCCACGACGAUGCGUGCAGUUGCGCGAUGUUGAAGGACAAGAUACGCGAGCUGCAGUCCGACGUGGUGUGGAAGAACGGCAAGAUCGCGACGUUGGAGCUGCAGAUACGCAGCGGCAGCUUCCCGUAUCAGGCCAAGUGCAAGGAUUUACAGGAACACCUCGCGACGUACAGCAACAAGAACAGCGAGCUGAAGGCGGAGGUCAAGCGGCUCCAGUUGGCGAUGCUGCGCACCAGCGCGAAGGAAUGCGACGCGUGUAAGGAGAGACUUGUAAAUAGGAGGAACCAGACGUGCCAGACGAUAGCGGACAACGUAGUGCGAUUUUGCAGCACGAGUAGCGGCAUCAUCGACGAGGAGCUCAGAAUAGUGAAAUUGGAGAAGGAGAAGAAAAUCAUGAAAGACCUGUGUCGUUCUCGCUCGAAGACGAUAAAGGAGCUCGAGAAACGAAUAGAGGAGUACGAGACGUUGUUGCAAUCCAGAUAAACCGCGGAGAGCAUAUCCUCGCGUCAAUCAUCACCACCGACUAAAUUUUAUAUCCACGAACGUGAAUUUUUACACUUUCGAAGACAGUAGAAGACCUGUGAUAUAGAGUGAUUAGACUUUAACUCUUGUCUUGAAUAUAGGAUUGUACAUAUGAAAAGUAUAUUGCGACUGACUUCCCAACAAAUCAGUAAGUACGAACACCAACGACUUAGCCACUUUGUUCCCUUGUAUAAUCUACUGUGACGUGCCUAUUCGCGCACAUCUGAUAUGGAGAAAAUCUUUCUGUACUAUUUUUCAUAACUCGAACGAUUUGAAGAAUUGUAUUAUCAUCUACUGGCUGAACUGCAGAACCGCACAUUUAUCCACGUAGUGAGUUAAGUGAGUUUGUACGCACACACAAUGAAGAAUACACGAGAUCGAAUCCUUUGGACUGUAAGGCAAGUUUGUAAAGAAAAUCAUGAUGGAAUCGCUAUGUAUUAUUGUUACACAGGUUUCAUAGACAGUAGGAUGAUACGUGACUAAAAAAAAAAUUUCCACACAAAAACACAUAAUAUGUAUAGGGAGUUUCAUUUCUUGCGUAUAUAAUAACCCCACACACACACACACACACACACACACACACACACACACACACACACACACACAAAAU